UUAUAUAUAUGCCGCUUAAAUCAGCGCCUCCUUCUCUUCGAGUUGUACCUGUAUCUUCAACAAACCCUAAUUUAGGGUUUAUGCCUCUAAAACCCUCUUCAAUAUCAAAAUCCCAAAACCCGAUUUUGAAUCGUGCUACAUCAACCCCGUACGCCGCAACACUAGUCUCAACUUAAGGUUUAUUUAACGUGAUAAAAUGCUUCUACUGUUUGAAACGGCCGCUGGUUUUGCACUUUUCAAAGUGCUGGAUGAAGGAAAGCUUUCAAAAGUUGAGGACUUACAACAGUCGUUUUCCAGUGCAGAUACUGCUAGAAAGGUGGUCAAAUUGAAAGCAUUUUCCAAAUUUGAGAAUACAUCAGAGGCUUUAAAGUCUGCUAAUUUAUUGAUUGAUGGGAAAGCUAGUAAGGAUUUGCGCAAGUUUUUAAGUGUUCAUUGCCAAAAUGAAACAUUAGGUGUAGCUGACACGAAGCUUGCGAGUAUCAUCAAGGAAAAAUUGCAAAUCGAUUGUGUUCACAACGUUGGUGUUAUGGAGUUGAUGAGAGGUGUCAGAUAUCAAUUGACUGAACUCAUAGCUGGUCUAGCUGUUCAAGACAUGGCUCCUAUGAGCUUGGGUUUGUCUCAUAGCUUAUCCAGAUACAAGUUGAAGUUUAGUGCUGACAAGGUGGAUACUAUGAUCGUCCAAGCUAUUGGUUUACUCGAUGAUCUUGAUAAAGAGCUGAAUACCUAUGCCAUGAGAGUUCGUGAGUGGUAUGGUUGGCAUUUUCCAGAACUUACCAAAAUCAUAUUGGACAACAUCCAAUAUGCAAAGGCAGUCAAGUUAAUGGGUGAUCGCAUCAAUGCUGCAAAGCUUGAUUUCUCUGAGAUUUUGUCAGAGGAGGUUGAGGCAGAGGUGAAGGAAGCAUCAGUAAUAUCUAUGGGAACUGAAAUUGGUGACCUUGAUUUAGAAAACAUUAGAGAACUCUGUGAUCAGGUUUUGUCUCUUUCAGAAUACAGGGCACAACUCUAUGAUUAUCUCAAGAGUAGGAUGAACACCAUAGCGCCCAAUUUGACUGCUAUGGUUGGGGAGCUUGUCGGUGCUCGUCUCAUUGCCCACGGUGGUAGCUUAUUAAAUCUUGCAAAGCAGCCUGGUAGUACUGUGCAGAUUCUUGGUGCCGAGAAGGCUCUUUUUAGGGCACUUAAGACUAAACAUGCCACUCCAAAGUAUGGUCUCAUUUACCAUGCAUCUUUGAUUGGCCAGGCAGCUCCAAAGUUCAAGGGCAAAAUUUCACGAUCACUUGCUGCAAAGACUGCUUUGGCUAUCAGGUGUGAUGCACUUGGAGAUGGGCAAGAUAACACCAUGGGAUUGGAGAACAGAGCCAAGCUUGAAGCACGAUUGAGGGGUCUUGAAGGCAAAGAACUAGGUCGCUUUGCCGGUUCUGCUAAAGGGAAGCCUAAGAUAGAAGCAUAUGACAAGGAUAAAAAGAAAGGAUCUGGAGGACUGAUAACGCCUGCCAAGACAUAUAAUACUGCAGCUGAUUCAGUUAUUGAGCCCAAAUCUAAUUCUGCAAUGGACGAAGAUACACCAGAGACUCCUGUUACGGGCAAAAAGAAGGAAAAGAAAGAAAAGAAGAAAAGGGAGAAAAAAGAAGAUAAGGUUGAAGAUGUUGUUGAGGAACCCGAACAGGAAGUUGUGAAAAAAGAAAAGAAGAAGAAAAAGAAGGAAUCCACAGAGAAAGCAGAGGUGCAGAAUGGUGACAAUAAUUUGAAUGGAGGAGAAAAGAAGAAAAAGAGAAAGAAGAGUGCAGAGGAGGAAGACACAACUGAUAUGCCGAGCAAAAAGAAAGAAAAAAAGAAGAAAAGAGACGUUUAGAGCGGAAUGUAUGUAUAGUCACCAGCUAAUCAAAAUGGUGACUGGUAACCAUUUUUGUAUACUUUGGGAGCUCAGUAGUUGUUUUGGUGUCAUAUUUGCUUUUCAUGUUAAUGCAAUUUGUAGGUCUAUGAAUUCUUGUUUAUUUAAUGUUAUAAAUUUUGUCUUUCAUAA
Molecule: messenger RNA, 2020 nt
Organism: Lathyrus oleraceus (garden pea)
Lineage: Eukaryota; Viridiplantae; Streptophyta; Magnoliopsida; Fabales; Fabaceae
Product: probable nucleolar protein 5-2
Exons: 9
Coding region: 197-1849 (550 amino acids)
Cellular component (GO): box C/D methylation guide snoRNP complex; small-subunit processome
Molecular function (GO): snoRNA binding
Source: RefSeq, a predicted model, not a curated record